AUGGUCCCCAUCCCAGUAGACCUCGAUAGCUUGUCUAGCAAUUGGAAGAUUCUACAGGCGCGAUUGAAGCCUGCGACCCCAACCGCACCACCGAAACACCAAAGGCGGGAAGAAAAAGAAGAACAGCCCUCUCUGAAGCGCAAGAGACCACAGGGCGAGAUAUCGAAGCAGCCAGGUGGUACAGGAAAGAGUGCACAUGGUUCACAAAAAGGAACACCCCGAAAAUCACCUUCAUCGAGAAAACGACAGAAAAUGGACGAGCCGACUUCGGUGGGUGCGUCGGUGAAGCAUCAUGACAGCAAAGCACUUUCGAGAAGUGUUUCGAUGCCUUCGCUCAAGAAGAAGCCUCUACUGGCCGCCGUAGAGGAUGUCGCCGAAGCCUCUUCUGUCCUUGAUCCCCAUCCAGACUUCCCCGACAUUGAGAACGAAGGUGUAUCUGAGACGGCGCUUCCUGGCAAAUAUGUCGCAUUGGACUGCGAGAUGGUUGGCGUAGGGCCAGAGCCCAAUCGCGACUCGGCGUUGGCCAGAGUGUCAUUGGUGAAUUUCCAUGGCCAUCAAGUCUACGAUUCAUACGUCCAGGUACCGCACAAGAUGGAAGUCACAGACUACCGCACAGCCGUGUCAGGCAUCGAGCCCAAACACCUACGACCGGACGUCGCACGAACUUUUGAUCAAGUGCGAAAGGACCUCAAAAUCCUCCUCGCCGGACGCAUCCUCGUUGGUCAUGCGGUCAAGAACGAUCUUGACGUGCUCAUACUCAAGCACGAUAGUCGCUUCAUACGCGAUACUUCCAAAUUCACCAAGUUUCGCGCCCUAGCAGCGAAGCCAGGCUGGACGCCAGGACUGAAGAUGCUGGCAGACAAGCUCCUGGGUGUGCAGAUUCAAGUCGGUGCGCAUAGCUCGGUCGAAGAUGCGAGGGCCACCAUGGCAUUGUACAGACUGGAGAAGGCAGACUUUGAACAAGAGAUACGGCAGAAGUAUGGAAAUGCUCGUCUUGAUGCCACUGCUCUUGCUGUGGAGGCUGCUGACGAUGAUGAGGUCAAGAAGAAGAGGAAUAGGAAGAAGUCGAAGAAGAAGAACAAGAGAUAG
Plenodomus lingam JN3 is the source of this 1089-nucleotide messenger RNA. RefSeq lists its product as uncharacterized. Gene Ontology annotation, cellular component: nucleus. Gene Ontology annotation, molecular function: nucleic acid binding; 3'-5' exonuclease activity. NCBI's taxonomy places the organism in Eukaryota, Fungi, Ascomycota, Dothideomycetes, Pleosporales, Leptosphaeriaceae. Gene Ontology annotation, biological process: ribosomal large subunit assembly; rRNA processing. The record is from RefSeq and is a predicted model, not a curated record.